GGAUUACCAACCAUCGAUAUCGCACCUUUCUCUCUUCUCCUCAAAUUUUUGAGGCAGAAAAGGGCAAGGUAAUCAAGAACAGCUAUUCGGCUUGGUUUUCUCCCUUUCAAAAAAUGGUCGCCACUAACGGCGCCGUUGCUGCUUGCAAUCCAGACCCCAUUCGGGUGGUAGAUUCAAAGAAAGUAUGGACGACUCUAAUCACGAAUACGGCAUACCUCUCUGGUCUACUGGCGCUUGAUUAUUCGUUAAAGAAGCACAAGUCGGCCUACCCGCUCGUCGCACUCUAUACGGAUUCUUUCCCACCAGAGGGACAUGCAGCGCUCGACGCGCGGGGAAUCGCAAAGAAGAGGGUCAGCUACCUAUUGCCCUCGGUUCACAAGGACUAUAGCAACGACACGCGUUUCUACGAUUGUUGGAGCAAGUUGACGCCGUUCUCUCUGGUUGAGUAUGAUCGCGUCGUUCAACUGGACAGCGACAUGAUUGUGCUGCAAAACAUGGACGAACUCAUGGAGAUGGAGCUUGAUCCGCCGGAGCUGGGAGGUAAAGGGGACAAGGUCUUUGCAGCAGGCCAUGCCUGUGUUUGCAACCCUCUUUCAAAGCCGCAUUAUCCCAAAAACUGGAUCCCGAAAAACUGCGCCUACACGUCGCAACAUUCAACACCCGAUGCUGCACAAAAGGAAGGCGCGCCGCCCACCAUUGGCCUAGGCAUGCCCAAUGGCGGCCUGCAAGUGGUGAACCCUUCUGCCGACAUCUACGACCGCAUCCUCCAGAAAUUAGUGACACCAGCCUCGGUCGAGACCUACGAAUUUGCUGAUCAGUCAUUAUUGUCGGACCUCUUUCCUGGCCGUUGGGUGGCAUUACCCUAUAUUUACAAUGCGCUCAAGACCAUUCGAUGGGAUCGCGUGCACGCGCCGAUAUGGAGAGAUGAGAAGGUCAAGAAUCUGCACUUGCUGCUCAAUCCCAAACCCUGGGACGAAGUUCCCGGCCAAGAAUCAGAUGAGACGCAUAAGUGGUGGUGGAAGAUCAAUUUGGAAAGACUCGAGCAUGAAAAGGCUCAGGGCAUCAACGACGGCUUCUAAAAGUAAAGUAAAGGCAUUUGCGCGUAGAUUUUCUAUGUACGAUAUCCCAAUGUGUUCCGAGCUGUACGUUUUCACGCAGUUAGCGCUCCUGUCAACAAAAGUUAUCGUGGCCAGCUUGGCCAAAAUCAAACUUUCUUCACAUCCAGCACGUAGCCUACCUUGUGAAGCCAGCAAAUGCAGGACUUUUUUUCUUCAUAUUUCUUGCGGACACCAACCGGAUAUCUCAAAAGAGCCAAAGAGCCUUCCCCUAGCUUCUAAACCCUCCUCGAUCC
Molecule: messenger RNA, 1351 nt
Organism: Xylona heveae TC161
Lineage: Eukaryota; Fungi; Ascomycota; Xylonomycetes; Xylonales; Xylonaceae
Product: glycosyltransferase family 8 protein
Exons: 3
Coding region: 114-1079 (321 amino acids)
Molecular function (GO): glycosyltransferase activity
Source: RefSeq, a predicted model, not a curated record